GUGUCUGCACUGCGCUUUGAGCCCAAUGGAGUGAGAUUUGCUUCCGGCGGAGUUGACUAUCAGGUCAAAAUCUUUGACUUUCAAAAAAUGGACAUGAGUCUGCGAGCUGAUAAGGAGUUACUUCCAGUUGAAAGCCAUGUCAUCAACGACAUCGCAUUCAGCGCAAAUGGUGAAAACAUGCUAGUUUGCAGUAGCAAAGCACAGGUUCAUCUUCUUGACAGGACCGGUAAAUUAUGGGCAGAAACUAUCCGAGGGUGA
Messenger RNA from Strongylus vulgaris, 258 nucleotides. Lineage: Eukaryota; Metazoa; Nematoda; Chromadorea; Rhabditida; Strongylidae. The record is from the annotation of a GenBank genome assembly.